Stylonychia lemnae is the source of this 1422-nucleotide messenger RNA. Lineage: Eukaryota; Ciliophora; Spirotrichea; Sporadotrichida; Oxytrichidae. The record is from the annotation of a GenBank genome assembly.
AUGAAUUUCCCAUCAAUUUUCAGAUUGAACUCCUUGUAAUUCAAAUAUAUAUGCUAAAGUAAAAUGAAUAUUCAUAAGGCUAUGGUUAGCUUGAGAUAGCAAAUUCUUUAAAAUGCCGAGCUAGAUAAGAGUAUUAUGAUUGAAGGCGUUGAGUCUUCAAGCCAGGAUUUUAAUCAAUCUAUUUUCAGAACUAUAGAUAAAAAGGCAACACAUCACUUCUGGAGUUCUACUGGUUCAAGUGAUGAAAAUGAUUGUGAGUAUUUGAUUUACAAAUUAGCUGCGAAUCAGAGUCUGGAAAAAGGACUAAUAUUUUCUGUGAUAAUUUCAGUGUUCCAAGCAAAUUACAUGCCAAACAGUCCCUUAUUUCCUCCUUUGAGAAUAUAAAUAGAAAUAGGGAAUGCCCCUGGAAAAUAUCACUAUAAAAGCAAGAUUUUCCAGUUCGAAUAAAAUACUACCAGAGACCAAGUAUUUUGUUUACUACCUGAUAUUGUUUGUGGAGAAUAUAUCAAGAUUGGUUUAAUUGGUAAAACUGAAGUUCAAGCUACAGAUAACCUCAAAUACAUUGCAUUAGGAUAUGUUGGGGCUUAGGGUUGUUUGAUUGAAGAACUUAAGAAUUAGGAUAUCAUAAACAUGGUGACGUUUGAGUCAAAGGAGCAUGAAGUAAAAUCAUAUAAAGAUGAAGAAGUUAAAUAGUAGUCUCAUGAAAAUCUAAUUUCUGUUGAUUAAUUUAAAAGUGAUAUUAGAAAAAUAAAAGAUGGUAAGCUUUCAGAACUGCCAGAAUAUUUAUUCAAGCAAAGGUAGGUAUUUCUAAACAACUUUAGUGAAGUUUGGGAUCAGAAAGUUCUAGAAUAAACUGAUACAAUUGACUUAUUUGACUUUUCGACAGAAAGAUUUGGAUAACUUGAUUUUUACCAAACAAUGCUUCUAUUCAAAAUUUUAGACUCUUUAAAAUAAGAUGAUUUGUAGGCUUAUUAAUAUUUAGAGAGGCUAAGUGCCUCCCAUUAAAUACACGAGCUUAGAUACAUUAAGGAAGUUAUACAGAAGUUUUCAUAUGAGUCUGAUCCAGAUUCAAAAAUUAGCACAGGAACGAAAUUGCUAUUUUUCUAGACAUUUUAAUUGACUUAUAACAUAUUUGAAUAUAACUUAAAGGCAACUAAUUCAAUUGAAACUAUUUAAAGGGCAUUUUAAUUCUUGAACUACUUAGGUUAUAACAUCGCUUACUAGAAAGGAGAAGACCUUGAUGUGGAGAGAUUAGUUAAUGCUAUUGUUGAAAAAUUUGGUAGAAUUACGACUGGAACAUUUCUUGAAUACACUUUUGGAAACAUAAUGUGGCAAACAAGAGAAAAAGAAAAGUUGAGAGCUGUAAUUGAGAAGCUCAAGGUGUAAGAUGAUAGAAGUGCACAAGAUGCAUCAACUUUAUGA